CGGGGCUCUCAUUCACAGCUUUCUAGAGAAAUCUGAGCCCGAACCUGCCAAAUAGGGGAUCUCACCUACUCAGCUCAGCAACGAGGACACCUGCAGAAACACAUUCCCAAAGCAAGGCUGGGCGGCCAUGUGAAGCAAUGGCCUCAGUUCUGCUUCCCUUUUGGAGGGCCACCACCACAUAGGACCUGGAUGUCCUACUGCUUUUCAGGAACAGAAAGAAGACCCUUGAUUUGUCUGUUUCAGUGGCAGCAUUGUAGUAAGACAACUGUUGAGUGGGCCUGGGUUUCAGCAGACCAUCACGUGAAUGGGACCAGUUUCUUUUCUUCCCAAAUAUCAGAAAUUAAACACUUGGAAAAGAGAUUUGGCCAAGAUGACCCAUUUACAGGCUGGACUCAGUCCAGAGACUAUAGAGAAAGCUCGCCUGGAACUGAAUGAAAACCCAGAUGUUUUACAUCAGGAUAUUCAACAAGUCAGGGACAUGAUCAUCACCAGGCCUGACAUUGGAUUUUUACGUACAGAUGAUGCCUUCAUCCUGAGAUUUCUCCGAGCCAGGAAGUUUCACCAAGCAGAUGCCUUUAGACUCCUGGCCCAGUACUUCCAGUACCGCCAGCUAAACUUGGACAUGUUUAAAAACUUCAAGGCCGAUGACCCUGGCAUUAAGAGGGCUCUCAUCGAUGGGUUCCCCGGAGUGCUGGAAAACCGUGACCACUACGGCAGAAAGAUUCUCCUGCUGUUUGCAGCCAAUUGGGACCAGAGUAGGAACUCCUUCACCGACAUCCUCCGUGCCAUCCUGCUGUCAUUGGAAGUCCUUAUUGAAGAUCCAGAGCUUCAGAUAAAUGGCUUCCUUUUAAUUAUAGACUGGAGUAAUUUUUCCUUCAAACAAGCCUCCAAACUGACACCUUCCAUUCUCAAACUGGCCAUUGAAGGGUUACAGGACAGCUUUCCUGCCCGCUUUGGAGGAGUCCACUUUGUCAACCAGCCCUGGUACAUUCAUGCCUUGUACACGCUCAUCAAGCCAUUUCUUAAGGACAAGACCAGGAAGCGGAUUUUCCUGCAUGGGAACAAUUUAAACAGCCUUCACCAGCUAAUACACCCUGAAUUUUUGCCCUCGGAAUUUGGAGGAACCCUUCCUCCCUAUGACAUGGGAACUUGGGCGCGGACAUUACUCGGUCCUGACUACAGCGAUGAAAAUGACUAUACUCACACUUCCUACAAUGCGAUGCACGUGAAACACACAUCCUCCAACCUGGAGAGGGAGUGCUCACCCAAGCCGAUGAAGAGAUCUCAGUCCGUGGUAGAAGCUGGGACCCUGAAGCAUGAGGAGAAGGGAGAGAAUGAGAACACUCAGCCACUUCUGGCUCUGGACUGAUCCCUGAGUCACUCCAUGGUUCCGCAUAACGCCAACCAUCAGUGGCAUCAGCCACCCAGGAGGCACAUGCGCAACUGACCCCCACAGACAUGUGCAUUUGGCUUGAUAUAAGGCUCUCCACUCCUGCCACGCAGUAAUGACUGUCACCAGCCCUUGGCUGGAGCAGCCAAAGUUGAACAAAGACAUGAGAGAUGUUUGUUUCUUUUUUUCAGUAAGGGUAUUGAAUGGAGGAUGAAGCAAGGCAGUUAUGUAAACAAGAUCCCUCUCCCCCACAUUUAUGGUAUUACAUGAAUUGAAAAAAGAAAAACUAAAUUUGAUGCACACUGCAUUAGAACAAAGAAUUUUUUGAGGCAUUGCCCAGAGACCUUCAGUUUCUGCAAUUUAAGAUUAAGUGCAUUUCCAAGUAGAUACAUCAGAAUAAAACUGGGCAGACACAGUUGUCAAGUUUAAUGUAGUGCAAAAGCCCUGAGACAAUAGUAUUUCCAGUAAUUUCCAUUCUUAUUGAAUUAUUUUCUUUGACCUCAUCACCAGCAUCAACUUGUUCAGCCUAAGAGCAUGUUUUCCGAGGUCUAGCUAUUUUCAGAGUUUGCUUAUUUUGAUAUCCUGCAAAAGUGACUUUGACAUCACAUCUUUUGUCAGGCUACCAGCUGAUUAUCAUGAGCAGACUUUUAAAAAAGGCACAAAAUGUGAAAUAUGAUUAUUUCAUCUUAGCAAUGUGACUUCCACAGGCAACGUGUGCCUGCAGAUAUGGGGGUGGGGGCGGGGUCCCAUUGGAAACAUGUUAGUGGUUGGUAAAUCCAUUCAGGUUGCCUCACUUGGGUCACUACAGCUAAGAAAAGAGCUACUAAAGCAUUUAACUCCCCUCCCCCCACC
Messenger RNA from Phyllostomus hastatus (greater spear-nosed bat), 2242 nucleotides. RefSeq names its product clavesin 1 (gene CLVS1). The transcript is spliced from 6 exons. The record is from RefSeq and is a predicted model, not a curated record. Gene Ontology annotation, molecular function: phosphatidylinositol bisphosphate binding. Gene Ontology annotation, cellular component: membrane. Lineage: Eukaryota; Metazoa; Chordata; Mammalia; Chiroptera; Phyllostomidae. Bases 305 to 1369 code for a protein of 354 amino acids.